Entelurus aequoreus (snake pipefish) is the source of this 617-nucleotide messenger RNA. RefSeq lists its product as uncharacterized. The transcript has 5 exons. The record is from RefSeq and is a predicted model, not a curated record. NCBI's taxonomy places the organism in Eukaryota, Metazoa, Chordata, Actinopteri, Syngnathiformes, Syngnathidae. The coding region runs from base 115 to 438 and encodes 107 amino acids.
ACCUUGUUUGUCUGCCUUCCCUCCUUCCUGUGGGUGAAAGAAACUCUUGUUCUGGUCCACGUUCAUCUGUGACAUUCUUCAGUCCAAGCUGAGACCAGCACUCAUCCUGCAGACAUGAAGUGUGUGAUGCUGUGUGUUCUUCUGACUGGGGUCUUGGGGGCCCCCUUCAUGAAAGAAGAGCAGGCAAAGGGGUUCAUCCGGCUGAAAAGACAGUCAGGAUACUGGGACCCCCACAGUUCCCAGAACCAGUGGGGUUACACCAUCCAGGAGCAGGCCAACGAGUACUGGACCGCGCUGAGAACUGACGCCCAGUUCUACAUGGACAUGGGCAACCUGAUGUUUGACCGCUCCGUGGCCGAUGAGAACAACAGGCUGUACGCGGAGAUGUUGCGCAACGCCCGAGCUCACUUGGACAGCCAGACAGGAGGACGCAAGUAGAAGAUGGCAGACAAACGUGAUUAUUGUCAUUAGGAAUAUAAUUGCACAGAAUGAUGUUCAACAUGCUCUGCACUUUGUGUUCUUUCUCUGUUCCUGGCAAUCACAUGAUGUUUGUGUUUGCACAUCACACAUACAAUAGUCUUGUGUCGAGAUGGAGUGUGUAAUAAACACAAUGAUAU